GAACCAAAGAGAGGAAACAACUCUAUUGAGCCCUACCAUCCGCCGCCCCCCCCCUCCGCGCCUCUCCGUGUGCCUGUCUGUCUGGCAGGCGGCUCCGCCAAGUCUGAUCCACGCCAUCGCGGAGUUUUUGGGAGGCAAGCACGGAGCAGAUCGGAGGUUUGGUCUCGGUCAAUGUGGGAGCCGAACUCCGCGCUGUCAGGAUCGAUUACUAAAGGCAGCAAUGGAACGAUUUGAUGUAAAGCCACCUCCUUCCCGGAGCCGUUCAAAGACUGCUUUAUACGUGACCCCUCAGGAUCGCGUGACUGAAUUUGGCAGCGAAUUGUAUGAAGACGGGGGGAAACUCUAUUGCAGUUUUUGCAAUGUAGUCCUGAAUCAUGUCCGCAAGUCUGCAAUCAACGAUCAUCUCAAAUCCAAGACACACACCAAACGUAAGGGAGAGUUUGAAGAGCAAAGUGUCAGAAAGAAACCACGGACCCUGACUGCCUCUCUACAGUGCAACAGCGCAACGCAGACAGAGAAACCCAGUGUAGUCCAGGACUUUGUAAAAAUGUUUCUGGAAGCUAGCAUUCCCCUUGAGAAGGCUGAUCACCCCGCUGUACGAGCAUUUCUCUCCCGCCAUGUGAAGAAUGGGAACUCCAUACCCAAGGCUGACCAGUUGAGGAAAAUCUAUUUGUCUGACGGGUUUACAAACCAGCUUAUUAAAUCUGAAGAACACUGAGAGGAAAGCCACUUGGUUCUGUGUGUCAAGUGUUAACAAUUGCAUAGCAGUGAUGUGGUUUAUUUUUCUAUUCAUACACCUGCAAUAGGUUUUGUAUUGUAAAAUGACAAUCUGUCUCGGAAUGCAGUGGUGUACAACCAAGAGUUGAUGGCUAUAGAAUAAGAGCUUAGCACUAGGUUGCUGAACUUUUGGGAGGGGAGGGGGGAGGGCAGGAAAUGGCAAGUAGGUGCCAUAUUGCUUAGUUUGUAAUCCCAGUCCUUAAUACCGUAGAAAACUUUCUCCAAUUGUUUCUUUUACAGUAUAUUUGUAAGUGAACAAAUUAGGUAUGGUUACCCCCAAGUGUUUAAUUUAGGGCUUUAGUACUAAAGGUGUCUUAUAUGUGUCUUAUCUUAUUUAUAUGUGUUCUUUGUAUAAAUUUAUCUUCAAUUUAACUGUAUUUAGAGUUUUUGCAGUAUUCUUGAACUUUGAUUUCCAGUACAGUUGUCACAGUUCUGCUGUGCAAACAGCUAUUCAAAGCUUGCUUUUUUGUUUGAUUCUCUGUAAUUCCAUACAAUAUAAAGUAAUUCACUCUUACAAAACCCACAUAAGUGCCAAUGCACUUUGCAUUGAAGGCAAAGCAUAGCACAUGCAUUUAGAUUUUUAUUUUCAUGGUCCUCUGUUUGGCUAUAAAUGGACUUCCUGAAAGAAAAAAUGUAUGAGGCACUUGGCAGGAGUAAAGAAUGGUUUUGCAAGAUUUUAAUUAUACUGCAAUUAAUCAGAAGUUGUAGAUUCUGAGAACAGCAUUAUAUACUGUAAGCAGUUACUUAUCAGUGCCAGGGAUUUGCAGAUAAUGCCUCUCUCAAAUGUUAUUUUCUGACAUGCUAUUUCCAUUUCUUAAAAUUAUGAAAUAGAAUUGUCCUGAAUAUUUUUAAUCCAUUUGAAUAUCUAAUACUGUAUGUUUGAACAUUGCUUCAAUUUGGAUCUGUGUAAAUACCAUGUCUGAAACAGAUUUGCUAAUACCUUUACUUAAAUACAUGUUUCCUUUUCUUGUUUGAAUUCUUUGCUGGGAGCAUAUGAUUAUUGAUAAUUUAAUUCUUGAUUAAAAUGUUCUUCAUGUGUUACUUAGCUGCAAAGUAUAAUUUUGCUCAAGUUAAGCAUGAUUGAUUAAAUAGUACUUAAAUCCUAAUGAUUUAAAUUGUUAUAUAACACCUGUUAAAUUUUGUUUCUAAAAAGUUAAUGUUCCUUAGAUCAUGCCCCACUUAAUUAACGCUUUACUUUCUAGUAAAUUAGCAAAAGAAGCAGAGCAGUUUCUUAUGACUGGUAUGCUUACAAGUACUAAAAUGAAAUCUGCACUCCAUUCCAGUGAGGGAAAAUACAAUGGAACUUUUCACUAUUGAGAUCCUAUUUGAAUUAGAUCAUGCAUUAUUGUCUUAGCCUUGCAUAUUUAUCUUUGAAUUCAAAUUGAUAGACAGCAAGCUAGGCUGCUACCACUGUUGCACAUUUGAAAUGUCCAUCAAGUUCAUAACAAAGCUUACAAUUAAUAAAGGUCUAAGUUCUGCUUGGUUUAUUAAAGUCUGGUGCUUAUACAAAUUGUUCUCUGACCUUUUCCAAGGAAUUGCUUGGUGUAUUAAAAAUUGUGACUUUCAUCUUUAAUUGACAGAUUUUUGUAGAAAUAUUAAGCAGGUCUUUUUUAUAAGAAGUAAACCCCAAAAUGAGUCAUUCUAUGAGGGGGGGAGUCAUUAAUAAGUCAUAAUUAAAUUUUUAUUCAUUAAUUUCAAUAGUUUGUAAGUAUUAUUAAGUCUGAAUAUUGCCUAAAGUUUCUUCUAAUUUUGGAGGAGCUUUUAGCUUUCUUCACAAAAAAAAUUUCCUUUUCUAUGAUUCGUGCUUUUUUAUUUCUUGUCAAGUUACUCUAAAUUUUGCAAAAAUGUAAAAUUUUGCAAAAUGAUCCAUCAAAGCUUGGGAAAAAAUGAGAUUGUUCUUCCGUAACUGAACAUUACUAAACCUUAAUUUAAUUACCUAUAUCUGGAGCAUAAUUUCUGUAACAAAGUGUUAGCGUGCAUAAGUCAUACGAUAGCAUAAACAAGGCCUGCUAAAUAUUAUUUUUUGAAUCCCUAAGACUACUUGCUGAGUUUUAAAAUAUGCCCAUAACUAUAUUUUCAGAUGUGCAUUUCAAUUUUAUAAACAGGCCUGUCAUUGUAAAAUUUAGGAUUAAAUGAGUGCCUCUUCCUACAAACUAAGCUCGCUAUAAUAAAUUAAAAUUAGGAAGAUGUCAUACUUUUUAUCUAAAAAGAGUGCCAUCUAAACCAGGGGUCUCCAACCUUUGCUGGCUGGGGAAUUCUGGGAGUUGAAGUCUGCCAGGCUUAAAAUUGCCAAGGUUGGAGACCCCUGAUCUAAACAAUAUGUAGGAUUUUGUUUUUGUUUUGCAGACUUAACUCUCUGAUACUUACUUUAGAGAUUUUUGUUUGCUUAUAUAAUGAAACAUAUGCAUUAGUUUAAAUAGGGGACUGUAAUGCAUUAUCAUCAGUAGAUGUGUAUUUCUUGUCUGCCUCAUUCAUAAACCUGUAUGAAGGUUAGUAACAGAGUAGAGGCCCUAUAUGUAAUACAAUGGAAAAUGCAUGUUUUAAAUUCCUUAAGAUUAUAUCAUUCUGCUACUUUGCUACUUCCAUUUGCAAUCUUGUAUACAUUAACGGCGGGAAGUCUUUCGUGUUUGAAUGUUUUCUUUUCACUGUUCCAGCUAACAUGCAGAAUAGCAGUCCACGUAUCUUCCCAGAUUUCUCAAAUGGCUUACCACAAAAUGAUUUAUAACUUACUCCAUGGUAGGCUACAUAAGCCUGAAAAGACUGCAGCCUAAGGGGAGAGUUAAAUUGUCUUUUAAUCUAUAUGCGUAAUAAAAAUCAUGGCAAGAGGCAUUACACUUUUUUAAAAACCACAAUUUUAUAUGUGCAAAUUUUUGUCGAGAAUGAAAUCCAGAGGAGCAAACAAUCGAGACUUUACUUGAACCUGCUUUAUUAUUUUAAUAAAAUUUGUGCAUAUAGUGAACAAGGAAAUCAGUAAUGCUAUCCAGCCAAGAUAAUACAGCAUUGUGCCACAGAUUUACUGAUCAACUAUAUGGACAGAAAAGGCCAAGGCUGCAGUCUUCUGCUUCAGUAUUUGAAAGUUAACCUGUAUUGGAUUUUCUGUGAAAUGUGCUUCCAAAUAAAUUGCAUAAAAUCAGGCUACAUAAAUGUAAUUUCUAAGCCUAAGGCCAUAUCUGGCAACUCAUUAUUUAUGGUGGUUGACUCUAGUAUGUGUUCAAGACAAGCUUGUAUUCAGGUUUUCUUACAGCUGAAAUGGGUGCAUAUGUGUACAUCUGUGGGAAAAACAAAUGUUAGGGUUUUUGAAAAUAUAUUAUGAAGCAAUUUCAUAAUCAUAAUGUUGGAUAUAAGCAUGGCAUUUAAAGUAUCCUGAGUGGGCGAAUGAAGAUACUAAUAAUGGUCUAUUAAAUAUAGACUUAGCUUUACUCCCAGAAAAUCAAUGGGUCUUGGUCAUUGCUUGCUUUUCACAUUAAUUUCAAUAGAAUUUAAGUAUAGCCAAAAAAGUACAAGUCUAAUUAGAAUUAAGCUGCAGUAAAUUUAGAUGAGCUUCCUUCCAUGUGGAGCUAUUCUGAAUUGAUCUUCAAAUAUUUGAUGCCUAUCUGAUUAUCUCUUAAAAAACUAAUUUCUAAUGCCAACUUUCAAUCCUAAUACUGGAUUUAAAAAAGUUUUACCCAAUCAGUCUAGUUUACUAUAGAAAGUCUUUCUUUUUCUAGCUAAGGAAUGUUCUUACAAUAGCAUCCACCAUUUUAACACGUAUUUUUGAGAGUUAAAUCAAUCGCAACUAUACAAAAUUUAACUGCUAAAUUCUUAACUUGAUUCUGUGUCUCUCUCUUUUAUCCUUUGAACAAAAUAAGGAACAUAAUUAUAAUGUAAUAAUUGCAUUUAAUUUAUAGAUGCACAUUGUAUGAAUAAUCUUGCUACCCUUUUUUAUAAUUUCAUCUUUGAAUUUGCUGCUAGGGUGAUUUUUUGUUUGUUUGGUUUGUUUGUUUUUGGGUUUGCUCAUGCAUGUUGAGCAUUCAUUGUCUUUAUGUUUUUAAUGCUCUGUGUUAACUUUACAGAAUAAAACAUUUUAAAGUAAA
This is a messenger RNA of Ahaetulla prasina, 4850 nucleotides long. It is a transcript of the gene CGGBP1, whose product is annotated as CGG triplet repeat binding protein 1. The record is from RefSeq and is a predicted model, not a curated record. Gene Ontology annotation, biological process: regulation of transcription by RNA polymerase II. Gene Ontology annotation, cellular component: nucleus. The transcript has 2 exons. Lineage: Eukaryota; Metazoa; Chordata; Lepidosauria; Squamata; Colubridae. Bases 221 to 718 code for a protein of 165 amino acids. Gene Ontology annotation, molecular function: double-stranded DNA binding; zinc ion binding.